AUGCUGUGGGCUCAGAGGAGGAAGAGGAAGGCAACCUUAGAGAAGACAGAAGACAAGCCUCCGGAGUCCCACAGAGUGAAUGACAGCUGGAUCAAAUCUCACUUCAGCCGCCUGUCCGAGGAGAGGUUGCCCACCUACCGCUACGUCAGCAACAAUGGGCACCCACUUGAAAGCAGGCAUGGAGAAGCCAAUACCACCCUCCACGUGGAUACCCUCACCACCAAACAUGGCGAGAGGGGGGCAGCUCUGCACCGAGAUUCCUUUGCCAGCAAACAGAAGAUAUCUGGGAGCUCAGUAAGCAAAGAGGUGCAGAGGGAGUCAGGGAAGUCCCCGUCCAUGGAGGAUGACACCUGGGCAGCUGUGGCAGCUUGCACGAAGGAGAUUGAUGCCAAGGGGCACCACGUGGCCAACUCCAUGCUGCAGCGCUCCUCGGCUUACCACCGUACGGGCCAUGCAGAAUCCAGGAACAUCAGCCCGGAAGAGCUGAAGGCUCUGGAGGAGGUGGAAAUAAAACUGAAAGGGAAUUUCCUAACUCACCGGGAAACCGCUGUAGCUGGUGCCAACCAAUCGCACACCGUCUACAGCCAGAGUCGCCAUGGUAACCAAAGCCACCAUUCCCAUCCAAGCCACCAGAGCAACCAGAGCCAUCCUGUUUACUCCAGCCACCAGGGUCAUCAUCCAAGUCACUUGAGCCACCAGGGUUAUCCAAGUUACUCAAGUCACCAGAGUCAUCCGGGCCACUCAAGCCACCAGGGUCAUCCCGGCCUCUCAAGCCACCCGAGUCAUCUGAGCCACUCAAACCACCAGGGUCAUCCAGGUCACUCAAGUCAUCAGAGUCACCAGGGUCAGCCAGGUCACUCAAGCCAUCAGAGCCAUAGUCUGCCCAACCGCAGAAACCAAGUCUAUGACUCUUGA
Apodemus sylvaticus (European woodmouse) is the source of this 915-nucleotide messenger RNA. It is a transcript of the gene C1H10orf62, whose product is annotated as chromosome 1 C10orf62 homolog. The record is from RefSeq and is a predicted model, not a curated record. The transcript has a single exon. NCBI's taxonomy places the organism in Eukaryota, Metazoa, Chordata, Mammalia, Rodentia, Muridae. Bases 1 to 915 code for a protein of 304 amino acids.